This is a messenger RNA of Perca fluviatilis (European perch), 3471 nucleotides long. It is a transcript of the gene ifngr1l, whose product is annotated as interferon gamma receptor 1-like. The transcript is spliced from 7 exons. Lineage: Eukaryota; Metazoa; Chordata; Actinopteri; Perciformes; Percidae. The record is from RefSeq and is a predicted model, not a curated record. The coding region runs from base 194 to 1387 and encodes 397 amino acids.
GAAUGGUCGCAUCCGCCUUUGGAUGUAGCUACGUUUCGCAAGCACAUCGCCGCUAAUUUUGGGAGGCGUUUGUAGUUACCCACAGCCCAACUUGUUGUUUCUUACCAACUUCCCAAAUUAAACGGUAGAUGAGUGCCAUUUGAUACAAACUUUGAAAGAAAGAAAACAACGGGCAUUGGGUUUCCAGUUCAGUAUGGAUUUGGCUACAUUUCAUCCCGUUUUCCUUUUUCUCGGCGUGUUUCAAGCGGUGGUGGCCCACGUGGAGCCGCCGAUCAACGCGACCUUGCACUGCCACAAUCUGCACAACGUUCUGAAUUGGAGUUACGACCAGCUCUCGCCAGGGCUUAGAUUCCGAAUCAAUAUUUUAGCAACAUCAAGUUUAAAUGGUGCUCCUGAUGUUGUUUGGGUGGACCCACCAGCGGAACUACAAGCCGACUUGUCAUUUCUCUCUGAUCCAAGUAAUGUCUACCAUCUUACCGUAACUGCCGUAAUGGGACAGAAUGAAUCUAUUCCCGCCCCUCAUGAUGGAAUCAUUUUCAGCUAUUUCAAGGACUCUCUGGACGGUCAGAUAUGUUUUGUGGACUUCCCACCAGUAAACGUCACUGCCCAGCCGGAUAACACUGUCCUGGUCCGCUUCACGCAUCCCUGGCUGGUGUACCGGCAUAAGCUGCAGAGGAGUAAAAACACCAAUCCUAGGUCUAGGAAAAGCAAUGAUGCACCGCUACCUAUAUUUCAUUAUGAUGUCAUGACCACGAACCAGCAGCACUACAGGUGGCAGUGUGUGGACAGUGUGUGUGAGGAGAAGCUUCCAGUGGAUGCUGCACAGAAGAAACACUGUCUGACGAUGAGCGGGGAGAUGAAGAAAAUUUCAGUUCAAGGGACACAACCGUACUGCGUCCAUCCAGUAGAAGAAUCCCCAAGCUAUAUCGUCCACAUCUGCGUCGUGGGCACCCUGUUGUUCGGGAGUGCAGUUGCUUUUGUCCUCUUCAUGGUGUACCGAAAAAAGACCAUGCCUUUAACUUCUAUUCCAAACUCUAUGACCUUCAAGAGUAAAGUGAAGCAGUGGACCGGUGGACCGGGACUGAUUCAAGAGACGGUCUCUGUGCCAGAAGUGGAGGCUACCUCACCGACACCUUUACUGCCAACAGAAGAAAAUGAAUUCACAGCUACUGUCACCUCCUCUACUGAGCCCGAACUGCGUCUGCCCAUUGGCGUGUCGACCGAGGAUGAAGGUGUGUCUGAUGACGUGGAGGUAGGGAAUGAUGAAGGACCGGGGUACAUGCCAGGCAGUAACUUUGAUGAAGAUGAAGCCCCCUCUGGUUAUGAGAGUCGUCCGGUGUUGGUUGAGUUUGCACCAGGUGAACUGGCCGAGGGCUACCGUGGCUGAAGGUGGAACUUGUACUAUCUGAACGUUGUCGCAAAUUGAAUGUUUGCCAUUAGGAAAAUAGAGCCACUCUCCUGGAAUCCUGCAACCGCUUGUCAUUAAAACGGAAAACUAUGAAAAUCUAAAUCUCAACAGCGACUUACAGUCGUCGUUGCAAAUUUCACUUGGUUCGGUUUGUGUUAUUUCCUUGUCAGACCAUCUCAAUGCCAAGUGAAAAGAGAAUUGGGAAUAUGAUUCUUGUUAGUGCACCUUGACCUCACUUACAUUUUUAUUUGCGUUUAGAUUCAUGUCAAGCCUUUGGGGAAAAUAUUCCUGCAAAGCAAUUGCAACUAGAGUUGCAUUAGUUAAACGGCCUUACAGUUGUAAGAUAAAAUAAAUCAAAGUAUUUGCCAGAUCGGAUCAGUCACCAGAAUGUCAGCAGUGUAGUAAUGUUUUCCGUCUAUUAAGUGCUUAAUUUUGUGUUUCAAUCGUUCGCAGCCUGUGAUCGAUUCUUCUGCUUUCACAAACGUUGCAUGCCUAACAGUGCUGAACAUGUUUGUUAAGCACCUCAUAUAUAACGUGAUUGAUUAUUUUACAGUACAGUACAUUCAUGUCACAGACAUUUUGGUCUAAAGUGACUUAAAAUAGGUCAACAAGUUGUCAUGCUAUGUGGUUAUUACUACAGGACUCUUAACUGUUGAACUGAUACUUCACUUGUUACCUGUUACCUUUAUCAUGUACAGAAACCUACACAAUAGCUCAAAGGGACUUAACUGUGUUCUAUAUCCUGUAAUGUAUAUUGAAAUACUAACCAUACUAUUACACAAAAAUCUGUUCAUUCAAAUCAUACAUUGCAUGCAUUUUUCAGCUACUAAACUGAAUGGUCAUAAUGUAUUCACUAUGGAAUAAUUACCGCCGAUUUCCCUUUUGCUUAUUUGCACGUUUUUCUACUUGCUCGUAGCACCUUAAAGUCGCAGUGAAAUAGAACUUAACUUUUAUAAUGUGACUUAAUUCUGUGUGAAAUGGAAUAUUUGGGCGAGUAUAGUUGAUCAAGUCUUUCAGAGUCGAUUGGAUCCCUUAAAAACCUGAGUGUGGCUUAGCGAUUACAGAACAACCCAAAUCUGUAGAGAAAUGUUUGCCUCCUCCUUCCCCUCCCUGACUUGCUGGUAGAUCUGGAGGAGGAGAACGAUGGAGAAAUGAAUACAUUAUUUAUUCACGAAAAGCCAAACACACACGCUCCCAUAUAAAAUCACUCAGCUAGCUGCUACAGCCCAUAAGCCAACAGCCAGGUGUGGUUUUAAAGGAUGGCUGGAAGGAGGAAGGUUGGCUGUUGCCCUAAAGUACAUUUGUUUAGAUAAAUGUAUAGACACCCACGAGUUCAAGCUGAGUUGUCAAAAAUUUGUGUUUUGACAUUUAUUUGGCAAAUAAGAGAUAAUUGAACAGUUAAUGCAGGGGGACACAGGCCUAGAAAAUGUAUUAGGUCUUAAAUGCAUUUAUACAGUUUGAGAACUGCAAUUAAUAAAUUUUCUGAAGAAAUGAGUGGCGAUCUUGCACGGGAGGAUGAAGGGAAGUGAUGUUGUAUUGUAUUGUGCAUUAUCUCCGUACUUGUAUACUUAUUUUUUCAGUCGCUUUUUGUUGUUUUGCAUUAAACUUUUUUUGUGUUAAAUAAAUGAAAACUCACAGAUGUUAAGUCAAUGCAAGGUAUCUCAGAAGGUUGAUAUGAUUAUACUCAGUGCUGAACAUAUGAAAACCGUGUCUGGCUGAACCACAUUUUUUUAAGUGAUGCUGACAAUGACAAAAAAAAAAAAUUGGUGCUUUUAUUUGUGCAAACACUUUUAGUCCCGCAAUUUCAAAUGGGAAAGGACAGCUAUAAUUACCAGCCAGAGUGAUUGUUUGGAUGUAAUGAUGUUUGGAUGUGUUGUUAGCUCUAGUUUGGAUUUUGGAUGAGGGGCCAGCUAAUUAAACUCAAGCACUUGAUUCUCUAAUGUUAAUGAAAUGUUCAUUUACUUUCUCGGUAUCUAGUUAUCGCUGUGCUUUUUAUAAUAUGGUUUUCUUUUCUGUCUGCACACUAGUGUCUUUUUUUUAUAGCAUUAAAUCAUUUAAAAAAA